Molecule: messenger RNA, 3122 nt
Organism: Purpureocillium takamizusanense
Lineage: Eukaryota; Fungi; Ascomycota; Sordariomycetes; Hypocreales; Ophiocordycipitaceae
Gene: BEM1
Product: bud emergence protein 1
Exons: 5
Coding region: 684-2441 (585 amino acids)
Biological process (GO): conjugation with cellular fusion
Cellular component (GO): mating projection tip
Molecular function (GO): protein binding; phosphatidylinositol binding
Source: RefSeq, a predicted model, not a curated record
CGUCACCACCAGGCCAUUCACUCCCCCUCCUUCACCCUUUUCCCUGCCGUCUCUCCUCCUCCCUGCUGCCGCUCCAUCUGCCUCCAUUUUUUGCCCAUCACCCGCCCACUCGCCGCCCGUUUGUGGUGGCUUUCGAGCAUCGUCACCAGCGCCGCCGGGUCCAUCGCCCUUUUCCCUCCUCCCCGCUCGCUCGCUCUCCCGCACUCGCCCGUUCACUCCCUCUCCCUCUCCCUCUCCCUCGCCAGCGACCGAACUCCCCUUCCGACCACCGACAGAGACAAGACGAGUCCAGGCCCUCGACGACCGACUGGCAACCGGCAAAUCGAUCGAGCACCCCCUCCCUGCGAUUGCCCCGCCCCAGGGCUGACGGCACCGCCCCGAGGCAUUUGUCGCAGGACAGGCAGGACGCUUGGUAUUCAGUCAGCUUUGUGUGUUUGUGGCGUAGCCAGGCUCUCUCCCGCCUACAGCUACGGUACAGCUGCACCGCGAAGAUCAAAGGCGGAUUUGCGAGUGUUGCGCGUCGACGCUCUUCUCAUCGCCUGCGACCGAGACGCCGACAAACGACGCACACACAAGGCCUGCGUCGUCCGCCGCCCACAACGUUUCUUUGACGACGCCUCCGUGUCGACACUGCCGCCACCCGCUCCUCUGCAACUGCACUACGCUGGAGGCUGUCGCACAAGAUGAAGGCACUACGUCGUUCUAUGAAGAGCGAGAAACACAAGCCCAACAGCGCCUCCAUUGGCUCCAAGUCAGCGCUCGCCAUCGUCCCGCCCAAAAAGGUUAUCCGGGCCAACGAUGAUUACCAACCCGAUGAAGCCCUCGCUCAAAGCUUUGCCAAGGCUGGCGUUCAAAUCCUCAGCUUCUCCAAAGGAGACUUCUUCCACGUCAUCGGACGCGAGGACGACGCCAACUGGUAUGAGGCCUGUAACCCGGCGCUGCCCGAUGCCCGUGGCCUCGUCCCGGUAGGCUAUUUCCAGGUGCUCGGCCGCACCGAGCGCGACAGCGCGCAGUCCGACAGCAAGAGCCAGGACCACGACUCGGGCUAUGGCGAGGCUGCUGUCCACUCCACCGGCGUUAACCGAGCCUCCAAACCUACCAAAUCAGGUGGCAUCGUCAGCGCCAAGGUCAAAUACUACUUUGAAGCCGCCAAAGGACGCCCCGAUGAGUUGACAGCCAACGAAGACGAGGACCUCAUCAUCAUUGCCCAAUCAAACAAGGAAUGGGUUGUCGCCAAGCCCAUCCGCAGGCUGGGCGGACCAGGCUUGAUCCCCAUCGGCUUCAUCGAUAUUUUUGAUGACGACUCGUAUCGCACGAACCCGCCGACCCCGGUGGCGGAUCCCCUCGAAGCCCUCAGAAAGGCCAACGUCCCGACAGUCGAGGAGUGGAAGAGGAUGGCAGCACAGUACAAGAACAGCAGCAUCACCCUCGGAAAGUUUGAUGGAUCUAGAGGUCCGCAAAAUCAGCCGCAGCCGCAGCAGCCACAGCACCAGCAACAGGCGGGGCUUGAACAGAACAUGACGCGCAUGAGCUUGCAGCAGCAACAACAACAGGUUAACCACAACGGGUCUCAGGCCAUGUACGCCAACGCCGGCGGGCAACAGCCGGUACAAGACAACUCGGAAGAAUCCGCUGCCCACCUCUACGCCCCGGUGUGGGCUCGAAUACCCCGAUACUGCUAUGCCGAGGAGAAGUACUGGUUCGUCAUCGAGGCGGAACUGGAGGAUGGACGCUCCUGGGAGCUGUCGCGCUACUAUCAGGACUUUUAUGAUUUCCAAAUCGCCCUGCUCGCCGAGUUCCCCGCCGAGGCUGGCAAUACGGGCACGCAGAAGCGGUCUCUCCCGUACAUGCCCGGCCCCGUCAGCUACGUUACCGAUGCCAUUACCGAAGGCCGCCUUUACAACCUCGAUGCGUACGUCAAGAAUUUGCUGAACCAACCUCCGCACAUAUCGCGCUGCAAGUUGGUCAAGUUCUUCUUCGCCCCCCGCGAAGGCGACUACGAGAUCGACAACAACGCGAAUGGCGAGGAGGAAUACCGCCUGUCACAAGGCUCGCAUCAGUCCUCCGACUCGCCGGCGAACGAUGCCUCUAGACAAGGGUCACGCAAUAACCUGAAUGGCUACAAUUACGGAGGUCUGUCUGCGACACCGCGGCAGGGCACCUCGCAGCAAGCCGAUGGCACGCAGAAGCAAGCCGCACCGAUGAAGAUCAAAGUACGGUUCAAGGACGACGUGUUCGCAAUGAGGGUGUCGACAGACAUCCAGUUUCAGGAGCUGGCCGAAAGGAUCCGAGACCGCGUCAAGGCCACUGCGGGUGAGCAGGUCCAGCUCUCUUUCCAAGACGAACCCUCGGGCAGGCGACAAAACCUGGCGAACAACGGCGACCUCGACUACGCGCUGCAGCGCAACGAGAAGCUGACGCUUUUUGUCGAGGUUUCCUGAAGAGGGAAACCACGGCUCGAGCGACCUCGCAUACCCCCAAGGCGUCGGUGACAGGCUGCCACCGACCCUUCUUAUCUUCAUACCUCGCAGGUCUGGCGGUCGACCUUCGACCGCCAAAGCCAUUUACUUUUUUUUUUUUUGCCCCCUUGUACAUGUUUGAUUUGGCGGGAACCUUACGGCCCCCCCUUCACCUAACUUACAGAGGAUGGCCCGGGCCGAGGAAUGGCGUUAUGGAAGCUGGGUCACGUAUGGAUUUUCGCCCCGCAGUCACGAGGCAUGUUGAGGCUUGAUACCUUGUUACGAAGACGCGUGUGAAGUGGAGAGGGAUUGGGCGGCGGCAGCACAUUGCUUCAAGCAUGAAUGAUGAAUGGGGAAAGACGCCUGGCGGAGAGUGAGGCGACGUGAGACGGGCGGGUGGGCUGGAAGACGCGGUUCAGCACUGCGAAACUGAUGCAAAAGAUACAUGUCUGAGCAAAUAAGCAGAUGGCUGGUGAUGCGGCAGCGUGACCGUCCUGUCUUGUCUAACCCGUUCGUCUAUAUGAUAUCCAAUGUACUUCAUGACUGCGUCUCGUGGCUGAUGCUUUCCAACCUAGGUGAUCAUGUAUACUGUACAAGAAGAGACAAUUAAAUGCGCUGGGACGCCCAACAUGCAAGUAUCAAGAUGCAAUAUGAGGCGGCCCC